UUGAGCGUAGUGAAUUAUGAACAGAGAAAAGGGCGGGUUACUUAAUGGAGAGAAAGGGACAGAGAGUCGUCUUGUGUACGAAGGAAUUCAUGCACACAAAAGCUCGUUUCCCCUCAAAAACGAAGGAACAGAGGUGAAAGAAUGAAGAAUGUCCAAAUUAGACCGUCAAACUCGGCCUCAACUUUCCUAUCCUCUCUCUUUAGAUUUGCGGAGGGGGGUUUUUUUUUUCCGAGAAAAAGAAGCGCACCAGAUGGAGUCCACAAGCACUUGCGAUAUGAAGACGCGGCUAGCUUUUGACUUGCGCGACUUCGGCUGCCGAACUUUUGAAGGAAUUGGCAUUUAAGAUUGGACGGGCUGUUGCACCUUUCCCAGAGUCGUCAGUAACCACCAGAAUGGAUCUGUGACUGAUCAAAUUGCGGAAUGGAGAAGCUUGGGAGCUCAGAUUCCAGGCAGAAUCACACCGCCGACGAGUGGCAGACGGUGGCGCACCUGGCCUUCCACGCCGUGCUCUUGUCCGCGGUUGCUCUGCUAUUCCUGCUCCACUUCCCGUCUUCCCUCACCCUCCGCCUCCUCGGCGCUCUCUCUGGCUCCCUCGCCGCACUCGCCGCGCUCUGCCUCCUCCGCUCCGCCGCCGCGGCCGUCCGUUCCUCCCUGGCCGAGCGGACCGCCCGGCGGAUGGUGGCCGCCGUCCCGGACUGGUCGGCGGUGCGCACCGCUCUCGACGUCGGGUGCGGCGCCAGCGGGGGCACGCUCCUCAGCGCCGUGGCGAGGCAGAUGAAGAAGGAGGGCUCCGGGGGGCGGGUGGUGGGGGUGGACCGGCGGCGGGAGACGGCGGUGGCGGUGCUGCGGCGGGCGGGGGACGAGGGGGUGCGGGAGCACGUGACGUGCCGGGAGGGGGACGCCCGGAGGCUGCCUUUUGCCGACGGGUACUUCGACCUGGUGGUGUCGGCGAGCAGGCUGAAGAAGGCGGAGGAAGGGGUGGCGCUGGCGGAGCUGGUGCGGGUGCUGAAGCCCGGCGGGGUCGGAGUGGUGUGGGGUCUGUUGCGGGGGCCCUGGUACGCGCAGCGGCUGCGGGACAUGCGGAUGGAGGACAUCCGCCUCGCCGACGCCGGCCUACGGCGAAGCCACAUCGUCUCGUUCCAUAAGCCCAUGCAGAUCUUGGAACAGGACCAGUUCAACUCGCCGGCUGCGGCCGUCGACAUCUGCUGAUCCAUGGAUCGUCCUCCACUUCACGCAGUCCCUCGAAAGUGUAAACCCUCGAAAGUGUAAAUGUCACAAACUGGCGAAUGUAAUUUCAAAGAAGUGAAAGUUCCCAGGACA
Messenger RNA from Zingiber officinale, 1320 nucleotides. Its product is annotated as demethylmenaquinone methyltransferase-like. Gene Ontology annotation, molecular function: S-adenosylmethionine-dependent methyltransferase activity. Lineage: Eukaryota; Viridiplantae; Streptophyta; Magnoliopsida; Zingiberales; Zingiberaceae. The transcript has a single exon. The record is from RefSeq and is a predicted model, not a curated record. The coding region runs from base 421 to 1209 and encodes 262 amino acids.